Erigeron canadensis is the source of this 3234-nucleotide messenger RNA. RefSeq names its product serine/threonine-protein phosphatase 4 regulatory subunit 3-like. The coding region runs from base 246 to 2771 and encodes 841 amino acids. NCBI's taxonomy places the organism in Eukaryota, Viridiplantae, Streptophyta, Magnoliopsida, Asterales, Asteraceae. The record is from RefSeq and is a predicted model, not a curated record. Gene Ontology annotation, biological process: protein dephosphorylation. The transcript is spliced from 23 exons. Gene Ontology annotation, molecular function: protein phosphatase activator activity. Gene Ontology annotation, cellular component: nucleoplasm; protein phosphatase 4 complex.
AAAACAAAAAAAAGAAAAAAGAAAAAAAGCUUUCAACAAAUAGAAAGAAAGAGAGAAAAAAACUCAGCUAUACUUACAGCUAUAUCUAUACACAUUUCUAUCAAUAACAUUUUAGGGUUUCAUUUUUCAUAAUUCAAUUCAAUUCCUCCCCAAUUUUCAAUUCCAUUCAAUUCAAUUACUUUCACAAAUACAAACCCUAAUUUUGCAACCUUUUUUUCACAAUAAAUAAAUAAUUUGUUAAAAUUAUGGGAGCACCAGAGAAGUUAACUGCUUCUAACAAUAAUUCUAUGCAGAGAGUGAAGGUAUAUCGAUUAAAUGAUGAUGGGAAAUGGGAUGAUCAAGGGACAGGGCACGUCACUAUUGCCUUUCUAGAGAGGUCUGAAGAAUUAGGCUUGUUUGUUAUCGAUGAAGAAGAUAACGAGACAUUGCUUUUGCAUCAUAUUAGUUCAGAUGAUAUAUAUCGGAAGCAAGAAGAUACAAUAAUUUCGUGGAGGGAUUCUAAGUAUUCAAGUGAAUUAGCUCUUAGCUUUCAAGAGACUACAGGGUGUACGUACAUAUGGGAUCAAAUUUGCAACGCGCAGCGCGAUCACCAGAUUGAAACUCUCCGCAAUGAUACAUAUAAUGGGGCUAACAAUGAGUUGAGGGAGUUGCCUGCAGUAGAGUUAUCGACUCUUCCUUCCAUACUUAAGGUUGUAGUUGGCAGUAGUGUUACCGAUCAGUUGUGUGUAACAGAGCUCAUACUGCAUGACCAUAUUUUUUUCCGGAAGCUGAUGGAUUUGUUUAGUGUAUGUGAAGACUUGGAAGAUAAGGACGGCCUUCACAUGAUAUAUAAAAUUGUCAGAGGGAUCAUUCUACUCAACAGUCCUCAGAUAUUUGAGAAAAUAUUUGGUGAUGAGUUAAUAAUGGAUAUUAUUGGAUGUCUAGAAUAUAACCUGGAGAUACCUCACGUCCAUCAUCGCAACUUCCUCAAAGAACAUGUUGUUUUUAAGGAGGCCAUACCAAUUAAAGAUCCACUAGCGUUAUCAAAGAUUCAUCAGACAUACAGAAUCGGCUAUCUUAAGGACGUUGUGUUGCCUAGGGUAUUGGAUGAUGCCACAGUUGCGAGCCUUAAUUCUAUGAUUCACUCGAAUAAUGGAAUGGUUGUCACUUUAUUGAAAGACGAUAGCACUUUUAUUAAGGAAUUGUUUGCAAGGUUAAAAUCUCCUACUACGUCUCCUGAUUCCAAGAGAAACUUGGUAUUUUUCUUGCAAGAGUUUUGUAUCCUAAGCAAGAGCCUGCAGGUGGUCCAACAGCUGCGGCUAUUCAGAGAUCUAGUGAAUGAAGGCAUAUUUGGUGUCAUUACGGAUAUUUUGCAGAGCGAAGACAAGAAACUUAUUUUGACUGGGACAGACAUUCUCAUUUUUUCCUUGAGCCUGGAUCCAACUUUGUUACGUUCUUAUAUUAGUCGGCAGGAAGGUGUCCGGUUAUUCGGGCUUCUGGUGAAAGGGAUGCUUACAGAUUUUGGGGAUGAUAUGCAUUGCCAGUUUCUUGAAAUAAUUCGAAGUCUGCUUGAUUCUUUUUCUUUACCAGGACAGAGAGAUGGCAUUGUUGAAAUCUUCUAUGAGAAGCAUUUGGAUCAACUAAUCAGCGUAAUAACAUCAUCAUGCCUUCCAAAUGAUGCUUCUGGUGUUGGUCUUCAAUCCAAGCAUUUUAAUGGAAUUUAUGCAAGUGCAAAGCCUGAAAUACUUUUAAACAUAUGUGAUCUUCUAUGCUUCUGCGUUCUGCACCAUCCGUAUAGAAUAAAGUCCAACUUCUUGCUCAACGGUGUGUUAGGUAAAGUAUUAUAUCUCACUCGUAGAAGGGAAAAGUAUCUUGUUAUUGCAGCUGUGCGGUUCAUCCGAACGCUAAUCUCUCACAAUGAUGAACAUCUUGCGAGUUAUAUUGCGAAGAACGAUGUAUUUAGACCAAUUAUUGAUGCUUUUACUUAUAAUGGGAGUCGUUAUAAUUUGUUGAACUCCGUAGUUCUAGAGCUAUUUGAGCAUAUCCGUAAGGAGAAUUUGAAGACACUACUUACGUAUGUAGUUGAAACCUUUUGGGACCAGUUGGUCAAAUUUGACUGUUUACCUUCCAUUCAAUCUCUCAAAGUUAGGUAUGAUCAGAGUCAGGAGCAUGCAUCAAACCAAAAUGUACAAGUUUCUAAAAGACAUGUUGAAGAGCGUGUGUUGGAAAAGGACGAAGAGGAUUAUUUCAACAAGGAUAGUGAUGAAGAAGAUUCUGCAUCUGCAUCAAUGCCUCGCACCACCCGGUCACGUGCACAACCUGGUUUAUCUAACGGUUCUGAUGGCAGCUGUCCAUCGUUAAGGCCUGGUGGACUAGUUGAUUAUGAAGAUGAUGAGGAUGAUGAAGACUACAAACCACCGCCUAAGAAGCAGCUGGAAAAAUCUGAAGACGCUGAAGAAAGUAUAGAGUUGAGAUUAAAAAGAAAACUUUUGGCUGCAAAAGAACCUAAACAUAUUAGAAAGCGUCAGCUAGGUGGGAAAAACCCCAGAAUAAAAGAAAGUUUAUUUGCUACAUUAUGCUCGACUUUGAGUCAUGCAGUAUCGCCUCCUCUGAAAUCAAUGAGUGGUACACAGACCACGCAUGAUACGAUCCAUGAAGAGAAUGGUUCUGUAAGCCGAUCUGAAAAUAGUGAACACAAGAGUGAAACGAGUGGGGAGGAAACCAUAUCUGUAAGCCAACCUGAGAAUCAUAGUCAAGAAAGUAGAGAUGAAAAAGGGGUUACAGGUCUCUAGUAGCCAUUUUGAUUGCCACACCGGGAACAGUUGCCUCGGUUAUAUUACCCGAGUUACAAUAUACAUAGCCACAUGUUAAAAAAGGAGUUAUACGCCUUUAGAAGUCCAAUGCUGCCACUUGGGGAGCUUUUUGAACAAAGAGACGUAUGGCAGAAAAGUGAGAACAAUUCCUGACAAGAUCUGCGGUCAGUUGUGUAUUCUUGAUGCUUUCAGCAUAUGUACAAACCCUCUGUUAAUGCUAAACUUCUUACCUCACAUUUUUUUCCCUAGCUUUUAUCAACUAUACUUUUAGAAAACUGAACUGUUUUUGUAUCAUGUCUGUAUUUAAAACGGGGAAAAGUUAUGAGUUAGGUAAAAGUAGGGGCAAAGACGUCCCUUUAGGAGAUGUAGUUUGACAUGCAGUAUAUGCUGUACAUUGCAGUUCCGAAAGGAAACUAAGAAAUUUCAGCUAGAUUUGAUUUUA